Penicillium crustosum is the source of this 2139-nucleotide messenger RNA. Its product is annotated as rRNA-processing protein MPP10. The record is from RefSeq and is a predicted model, not a curated record. Gene Ontology annotation, biological process: rRNA processing. Gene Ontology annotation, cellular component: Mpp10 complex; nucleus; small-subunit processome. NCBI's taxonomy places the organism in Eukaryota, Fungi, Ascomycota, Eurotiomycetes, Eurotiales, Aspergillaceae. The transcript has a single exon. Bases 1 to 2139 code for a protein of 712 amino acids.
AUGGCGAAAGGGCAGUCCAAAUCUAAGUCCGUAUCGGACAAUACUGCCAAACUUUCCGAGCAGAUGGCUCUUUCAUCCGCUCUGUCCUCACCAUGGGCGUUCCUCCGUCCCACGAACGAUUUACAUACGACCGUCGUGGAUUCUGCUAAGCACAUCCUGGACUCCCUCGCCGGUUCUGUCGUGGAUGCCCAGACCACUCGUAAGCAGCUCAACAAAAAGCGCAAACGCUCAGACCUCGAAUCGGACCCAGUCACCCAGCUCCAAUUGAAGAAUCUCUACGUGGACGGUUUCACCUCGAAUCAAAUAUGGGAGCAAGCAACACGGAUUCUCGAGUCGACUGGCGACGAGAUUGAACGCGAUAUCACAUUGAUUUCCCAACACGGCGGCUACAUGGAGUCGGCCGACUCCGAGCAGCUCGAGGAUAUCUCUGACCCCGAGGGUGCGCAAAGCGACAGCGACAGCCACGAGAGCAUGCUUGAAGAUCUCUCCGAGGGCUCAGGCGCCGAAGACGAUCUCGACGAAGAAUCUGACCAAGAGAUCGAUAUGGGAUCUGACGAUGAGAUGGAAGACAUUGAAGACAUGGACGAUGAUAAUUCCUCAGUUGGCUCCGCCGAAGGAGAGCCCGAAGUAUUUGUCGAGGAUAAAUUUGGACUGAAUGACGGAUUCUUCUCCAUCGACGACUUCAACAAGCAGUCUGAGGCUUUAGAGAGACAGGAUGCCGCAGGAGGACCCGAGCAGAAUGAGGACAGCGAUGAGGAGGAUCUCGACUGGCAUUCCAACCCGUUGAUUGCUGGAAACUCUGCGACCAUUCGUGGUGAUAAAUCGAAGAAUUCACGCCCAACAGAAAAGGAAGACGAGAGCAUGGAUGAUAGUGAGGAGGAGGGGCCGACUUUCGGUAAUGCCGAUCUCCACGGCGACUCCGAUUCCGAUGAUGAAGACGUCGCAGACAUGGAAGACGAUGAAGCCAAUGCCUGGGUAAACACUAGUGAUAUCAAAUACGCCGAUUUCUUUGCACCUCCACCCCGCAAAGCCUCCAACAAGAAACACCGCGCCCUCCCGAAAACCCAACCCGAUGAACCGACAGUCGAUGAGAGUGAUGUCAAACGCGCUAUGGACGAUGUUCGACGGGACUUGUUUGACGAUGCCGAUGCGGACUCCGCCGAAGAAGAUGAGGAGAAUCUUGACGGAUCUGCAGACCCCACUGCUCCACGCUCAACACACGAGAAGCAGAGGGCACGGAUCGCAGAUGAAAUUCGUCGUCUGGAGGCGGCCAACGUGGCCAAGAAAGAAUGGAUGUACACUGGUGAGGCCAGAGCUGUCGAGCGCCCUAUCAACUCUCUCAUCGAAGAAGACCUCGACUUUGAACGAAUUGGAAAGCCUGUUCCCGUCAACACCAAUGAGACCACCGAGGACAUCGAAGAACUAGUCAAGCGCCGAAUUCUAGCCAUGGAGUUCGACGAAGUCAUCCGCCGUCGGCCAGGCGCCGAGGGUCAGCAGGCCGGAAGAAAACCCCGCUUCGAGCUGGAUGAUACCAAGCCCCAACAGGGUCUGGCCGAGAUGUAUGAAACUGACCAUCUUCGCGCUAAUGAUCCCAACUUCGUGGAUACUAAGGACCGCAAGUUGAUGCGGGAACAUGCCGAGAUUACCAGUCUUUGGAACGAGCUCAGCUCUCAAUUGGAUACGCUAUGCAACUGGCACUACAAGCCCAAGGUCGCCCAAGCAAGCAUCAACGUCGUUACCGAUGCGCCAACAAUCAUGAUGGAAGAGGCACGUCCAACGGCUGGUGGUGCUGCCGGUGGCCCUGUUGGACUUGCACCACAGGAGAUCUACACACCCGGUGACGAAGGCCGAGUUAAAGGAGAGGUGGUCCUCAAGACUGGCGCGUCUAUCUCCAAGGAGGAGAUGACCCGUGAGCAGAAGGCCAAGAUCAGACGCCAGAAUAAGCAAACCCAAAAGAAGGCCGAUUCUGGCAAACCCACUCAGGAAAAGACCGGCAAGGCAGCUGAGAAGCAGCAGAUGAUUUCAGACCUGAAGAAGGGAGGAGUCAAGGUCAUUGACAAGGAGGGCCGUAUGACGAAUAUCGACGGCGGCUCUGUCCAACAGGGCGCCAAAAACAGAGGAGAUAAUCUCAAGUUGUGA